AUGCGGUCUCUCACCUUUCCGUUCCUCCUACUCGGCACGAUCGGCUUGGCCAGUGCCGAGUCAGACAUAGGGAAGAAGAAGUGUUCAUCUGUCUAUCCUUCUUCAAGCUCGGCAGAUACCUCCGGAUCUCUAAGUGUCUCCGUAUAUUCGCCUGCUCCUACGGAAACUUCUUCACGAAAUUCGGACAGAGACAGUAUCAUUAGCUCGCUAAGCGGCAGCAGCGGCAGCGCCUCCUCCACGGAACCAAGUUUGACGCUCACAACUUCUGCCUCGGUCACCAGCUCUUCGGUUGCUGUGAAGACAGUAGUGAAUGAUGUUGGCAAUGGCAACUUUGGUUCUUAUGAUGCGAACAGCCCGGGAGGUAUUGCCAAUUGGGAUUCUCAAAACUGCGAACUUAAUCUACAAUAUGGGUAUCAAGGCGAUGGCAGUGCAGAUACUGGCUGUGUUCAGAUGACCGCAGGGCCAUCCGGGGGUCUGAGUAAGGCGAAGCGCACGGACUACACGGCCAUGAUCGAGCAGCAACUUGAAGAGGUUGAUGCAACAUCCCAAUACACCAUUCGAUUCUAUUAUACUAUUUUGUCCAACUCAUUGACGAACACAUGUAGAAUGGAGGCAUACUACGGAGAAGCGUUGCUCACUGUGUCUGACUAUUUCGACGUUGUGACUAACGGAGUGGCUGGAAACACCCCAUGGAUUGAGCUCGUGGAUGAGGUGGCACUAUCAUCAUCGGAUGGCUACAUCAGGUUCCAGCUGAGCUGUACGGGCGAUGGAUUUGCUGUGGUCUUCAUUGAUGAGGUCUUCGUGUCCAAUAAGGUGGAUGCGAGCAGCAAGGACAAUAUCAGUUUGCUGUUCACCUCCACCGGCUCAGCGGCCAGCAUGUCAUCCACAUCAACGUCAGAAUCCACGAUGACAACUGCGACUAUCGACUCGACAAGUACUACCAACUCAGCAACGGAGUCUAGUAGUACUGCAAGCGUCACAGUUGCAAGUGAAACUAGCUCAAUAUCAAGUUCGAGUCUGAUCGCUGCUUCAAGUACAACCUCUGAGUCCAUAUCAGCGUCUUCAUCUUUGUCUUCAUCCUCAACGCUAUCCUCAACAACUUCUUCUUCGAUGACCGGAUCUUCCGCUACCACCCCGACAAUGUGUGUCGCUUCGGCCUCAGCGACAUCCGGCUUAACUUGUGGAAGUCUCAUCUACACCAACAAAGGAUACUAUAAACAAGUGAGAGUGGCGGAUGUUACCCGCGAUCAGUGUGUUGCAGCUUGUCUGGCUGACUCCACAUGUCAAUCCAUAUCAUAUUAUUCAACACAGACCUGCAGUGCCACGUGUUUUCUCCAGAGCUCAAGUGUUGCUGCCAUGGGCUACACCUUCCAGCAUGGGUUAGGGUUCCCUGCGGUAUGGGACAGAGGCUGCUUCACCCAAACAGCAUGUGCCGCCCCUUCUGAGGGCUCUGUUUGUAUCGACAAGUGGGGAAGCGCACCCGCCUCGACAUGCAAGGCUAGCUUUACGGGUAACGCAAAAUCUUGUGCUCAACCUUUCAAGACUACGACCGUCAGCGGUUUAUGUGGUUCAGGGGCUUGUGCCGCCAUCUGCAAGCAGUAUCCUUCUUGCAAGACCUACUCCGCUACAUAUGGCGGGAGUGUUACUUGCAACUUUUACUCCGAAGACAUCAGUGACGUGGCAGAUUCCGCAUCCUCGGCAACGCUUUUUGCUGAUAUGUCUUGCUUGGAGUGCGGCGCAGGCUCGUCUGUGUUCAACUGGCUGAGUCCUCUUGCCGACCCCAGCUCUAUGCCGGAUAUGAGCUCUUGCACAUCCGGCAGCUCUUCGACCGCUUCGAUAAUCUCUUCUACUGCCUCUUCAACCACUAGCGUAACUACGGUAGAGAGCUCCACGAUAACUUCCUUGAUACCCACAUCGUCAUCGUCAACCACCACGACCACAACCACCGGCUCAUCCACGACUUCAUGUGUAACUUGUACUGCUGUACCUUCAGCUUCAGUUCCUUCCGGGUCGACGUGCGGUAUCCAAGGCGAUUAUCUGUAUCAAGAUGCUUAUGGAGUCUCUACUGGAUCCCAGAACUCGAUGAUGGAUUGCGCAGCCAUUUGUAACCAAGACUCAUCUUGCAAGGCGUAUGGCUACCGUGCGAACAGCAAUAUUUACUAUGGAUGCGCGUUCAUCCAAUCGAGUCUUUCAGAUGCUGGGUUCUUCACAACUACUUCAGGCAACUAUUACUGGAGUGACGAGUCGUGCGCAAGCUGCGGUAACAGUUGCUCGUCCUCGUCGACUUUGGCGACUUCUUCUGUCUCUGUAUCCGCUACCACAUCUAGCUUUGAAUCCACGACCACAGCAAGCAUGAGCGUUACUACUACCUCAUCAUCUUCUUCCGCUACAACUUGCACGAGCUGCACUGCGGAGCCGUCUGCGUCCACCGUUUUUGGUGUAUCUUGUGCCGAGAAAGGCACUGUUUCCAACUACACGCCCUACUCAUUCACGACUGCUGAAUAUCCAGGACAAAACUCCCUGAUGGAGUGUGCUGCUAUUUGUGCCCAGGUGCCCGGCUGCAAAUCUUACGGCCUAGACGUAUACAAUGUCGGCUGCAAGUUCCUCGACUACAGCCUGGCAGAUGCCGGGCUGGUCUCCACUGGCGCCUCAAACAUCUACUGGAGCGACAAGUGGUGUGCCACCUGCGGGCUAUGCGCAUCGUCGUCGUCAUCCUUCGGCCCUCUGAGCACAACACUAUCAACAUCCACGCUGUCUGGAAGCUCCUCGCAGACCACCUCCACCUCCACUUCCGCGUCGGCUUCGGCUUCGGCCUCAAGCAGCUGCGCGGUGCCUAGCGCGAAGCUGGUCGCUGGUGUCACAUGUGGUCUGCCCGGGUCCGACUCGUCGGCUAACACCAUCGAGACUGUGACUACAGCCGGUAGUUUAUCCGCCUGCGCUUCGCACUGUUUGCUCGCCACGGACUGCUUGAGCUUCCAAUAUUCGACACAGGAUACCUCGUGCCAUGUGUAUUCUACCUCACUAGCUAAUGACGGACUGGGUUUUAGUCUGAGCAGUACGAACUACUACUACGAUAGAGAAUGUUUCUACUGCUCAUAA
Truncatella angustata is the source of this 3099-nucleotide messenger RNA. RefSeq lists its product as uncharacterized. The record is from RefSeq and is a predicted model, not a curated record. Lineage: Eukaryota; Fungi; Ascomycota; Sordariomycetes; Amphisphaeriales; Sporocadaceae. The transcript has a single exon. Bases 1 to 3099 code for a protein of 1032 amino acids.